Molecule: messenger RNA, 859 nt
Organism: Artibeus jamaicensis (Jamaican fruit-eating bat)
Lineage: Eukaryota; Metazoa; Chordata; Mammalia; Chiroptera; Phyllostomidae
Exons: 4
Coding region: 1-771 (256 amino acids)
Source: RefSeq, a predicted model, not a curated record
AUGUCCGGCUCUCGCUGGUCCACGGACCGGAGCCUUCGGGGACCUCGCGCUCACCCGAGGAGCCACCAGCCACUCCAUCCACCCUGCACACAACGCCGCAGAGCGACCUCCAGGGGCGGCGCUUUGGGCCGAAAGCAGCCAAAGGAAGAUCAAAACAAGUCCCCGCCCUCUUCAAAUCCUGGCUACCCGCGCGGCCCACCAUUGCCAACCCAGACCCAUCGCAAGCCAAAGGCGGUGCAGGCCCGCGGGACUACCCGCUGGCCGAGACUCCAAACAGGGCCAGGAGGUGGGAAGGGGCCGAACCCCAAAGCCAAGCGAUGCAGCUCGGGAGGCGGCGGGGGCCGCCUGCGUCACCUCCGAGACCCCCGGGCCGGCGAGCCGCUUACCUGGGGGGCGAGCAGGCGGCAGGGCGGGCAGGCCGUGAGAGCGAGGUGCGGAGAGGAGAAGAGAGGAAGCUGGAAAUGCUAUUUAAACCCUCAGUUCUUCUCCCAUCCUCGGCUCUGCAAAGCCGUCCGCCGCUCUGCACCCUUUAUCGGCGGCCUGGGCCGCCCCCAGCGCCCUGAUUGGCUCCCAGCGGCGGGCAGCCGGGGCGGAUCGACUGAUGCGCGCCCGGGCACCUCGGCCAUUGGGCGACAAGAGGAGCGGACGCCUCCAGGGAGGGGGCCGGCGCGCCCGGGAAGAAAGAAAGGGCCGAAGAGUAGGAAGUUGUUUCCAGACUGGCCUUCAAAGGGCGGACCUCCCUGUCCCAUCUCAAAUAUAACACGUGCUUGAAAAUGACCAAGAAAGCGCCCUUCAUCAUCUCCACUUACCUCUUCACAUCCUUGCCCCACCUGCUGCCCCCACUGCAACAUCUCUGCAG